Molecule: messenger RNA, 630 nt
Organism: Tarenaya hassleriana
Lineage: Eukaryota; Viridiplantae; Streptophyta; Magnoliopsida; Brassicales; Cleomaceae
Product: protein yippee-like
Exons: 2
Coding region: 72-404 (110 amino acids)
Cellular component (GO): ubiquitin ligase complex
Source: RefSeq, a predicted model, not a curated record
AGGAAUCACGUGCUUCUAACGAUCGCUCUGCUUCUAUUUCCCGUCGAUGAUCUGAUAGUGUGAAUGUUUCGAUGGGGGAGAAUGAAGACAGAAUGAUGAUGACUGGAUUACAUACCGUAGCUGACAUUUUCUGCGUCGGAUGUGGAUCAAUCGUCGGUUGGAGAUAUGAGAUGGCCCAUGAGAAGAGCCAGAAGUACAAGGAAGGAAAAUCGGUGCUUGAAAGGUCAGUCCUUAGAUUUGAUCGGCAGCAUCUAGUGAUAGAUGUCAUGGAUUUGAUUCAAGAUGGUGAGUUUUGCCUUGUAUUCGCGCAACAAAGUAAAGGGUUAGAUCGGAAAAAGAUGGUUUAUGUUGAAUUUCGAACAGAUUUAAGAUAUCGGGACCCGAUGGAAGCAACUACUGGAUAAGCCAUGGAACUCAUGUAGGUGGAAGUGAUGCUGAUGAUGCUUGACCUUUGCACUUUCUCUCCUGCUUACAUGAUUCAAUGAAAUGUACAUUCUCCAACCUUCUUCCCCUGUUGUAAUAUCAUCAUUCCAAUUGUUAAACUGGCAAAAGCCCUUGUACCAAAAUUAUUCUGUGGAUUUCAAUCUGAAUCUUAAUUCUUACAUUCAAUAAAAGUCCAGUUCUGUUCAA